GAUGUGAUUGUGAAUGCGGCGUGUAGAGUCGACAGGACUCUACUGUAUUAGUUAGUCAUCACUGGGGAGAUUUAGCUAGCUACACAUACGAGGAUUGCUAAACUUGAAUCAUGCACAUCGUCAUUACAUCUAACUGGGAGUGGAGCAGAAAUUGUGCAAGAUAUGGAUAGGAGUUAUCUUUGGUUCUAGAGAUUGCGCGGUUGUUGCUCCGAGUCAAGUUUCCAGCAAGUCCCAUAUUCCAUAAUGCUUCACGAGGACUCGACUCAUUGGAACCAUGUGCACAUUUCCUCACGUGUGUUUCAUGUUGAAGCGGUGAGGCUGGGAUAAAACGGGAAAAUUAGCAAACAACAAGCAUCGGUGCAGAUAUAUAUUUUUUUGGUGGGGGGGGUAGUAGACUUUCUGAUUUCUGAAGUCGAGGAGGAAGGUGUGGACGGUAGUGAUCCAGCUCAAAUAAAUCAGAAACAUGGGGAACGCAGGGAGUAUGGACCAACAAACUGAUUUCAGGGGACACAACAUGCCUUUGAAACUGCCCAUUCCGGAGCCAGGUGAAUUGGAGGAGAGAUUCGCAAUCGUUUUGAAUUCGAUGAAUCUUCCUCCAGACAAAGCGCGACUACUGCGGCAGUACGACAACGAGAAGAAGUGGGAGCUCAUCUGUGAUCAGGAACGAUUCCAAGUGAAGAACCCACCUCACACAUACAUCCAGAAGCUGAGGGGUUAUCUGGACCCAGCGGUCACCAGGAAGAAAUUCCGACGGAGAGUGCAGGAGUCCACCCAAGUCCUGAGAGAACUGGAAAUUUCGUUAAGGACAAAUCACAUAGGGUGGGUGAGAGAAUUCCUCAACGACGAAAACAAAGGCCUGGAUGUGUUGGUGGAGUAUCUUUCUUUUGCGCAGUACGCUGUCACGUUUGAUGGCGACAGCGCGGAGAAGAACCCGGAGAAGUCGGUGGACAAGCCCUGGAGCAGAUCCAUAGAGGACCUGCACGGGGGGAGUAACUUCCCGUCCCCCGUCAGCGGGAACAGCAUCUCCCGCGCCGGGCGACACUCCACGCUACGUUGCAACACGUUGCCGAGCCGGAGAACUCUGAAGAACUCCCGGCUGGUCUGUAAGAAGGACGACGUUCACGUCUGCAUCAUGUGCCUGCGAGCCAUCAUGAACUACCAGUACGGCUUCAACAUGGUGAUGUCCCACCCGCAUGCUGUGAAUGAAAUUGCACUAAGUCUCAACAAUAAGAAUCCCAGAACCAAAGCUCUCGUGUUGGAGUUACUGGCCGCCGUGUGUCUCGUCAGGGGAGGACACGAAAUCAUCCUCUCUGCGUUCGACAACUUCAAGGAGGUGUGUGCUGAGACACAGAGGUUCGAGAAGCUAAUGGAACACUUCAAGGACAUGGACAACAACAUUGACUUUAUGGUGGCGUGUAUGCAGUUCAUCAACAUCGUGGUCCACUCAGUAGAGGACAUGAACUUCAGGGUUCACCUGCAGUACAACUUCACCAAGCUCUGUCUGGACGACUACCUGGACAAGCUGAAGCACACGGAGAGUGACAAGCUGCAGGUGCAGAUCCAAGCCUACCUGGACAACGUGUUUGACGUGGGCGCCCUGCUGGAGGACGCCGAGACCAAGAACGCCGCGCUGGAGCGGGUGGAGGAGCUGGAGGAGAACAUGUCACAUAUGACGGAGAAGCUGCAGGACACGGAGAACGAGGCCAUGUCCAAGAUCGUGGAGCUGGAGAAGCAGCUGAUGACGCGCAACAAGGAGCUCGACGCCAUCCGGGAGGUGUACAAGGACGCCAACUCGCAGGUGCACACGCUGCGGCGGAUGGUGAAGGAGAAGGACGAGGCCAUCCAGAGGCAGUGCAACCUGGAGAAGAAGAUCCACGAGCUGGAGAAGCAGGGCACCGUGACGGUCCAGAAGAAGGGCGACGGGGACAUCUCCAUCCUGACCUCGCCGCCCGCCCCCGGGGGCCCGCUGGUGGCCGGAUUUGAGGGUGUACCAGGGGGCUAUAACGGGGGUGCGGUCAGCCCGAUGGGGUCGAAUGGGAUCCCGGGGAUGCCCGCGCCGCCCCCUCCUCCUCCCCCACCACCUGUGCCUGGUAGGUGCCCCAUGGCCCCACCGCUGCCCGGCUGUGGAUCCCCCACUGUCAUCUUCAACUCAGGGUUAGCAGCCGUGAAGAUUAAGAAGCCCAUCAAGACCAAGUUCCGUUUGCCGGUGUUCAACUGGGUGGCACUGAAGCCCAACCAAAUCAACGGCACCGUGUUCAACGAGAUCGACGACGAGAGGAUACUGGAGGACCUGAACGUGGAUGAGUUUGAGGAGAUGUUCAAGACGAAAGCCCAGGGCCCGGCCAUCGACUUGGCCGUGAGCAAGACCAAGAUCAUCCAGAAGGGUCCCAACAAGGUGGCGCUGCUGGACGCCAACCGGGCCAAGAACAUGGCCAUCACCCUGAGGAAAGUGGGCAAGGCCCCCGAGGAGAUCUGCAAGGCCAUUCAGCUGUUUGACCUGCGCACCCUGUCGGUGGACUACGUGGAGUGUCUGAUGCGCUUCCUGCCCACGGAGAACGAGGUGAAGAUCAUGCGUCAGUACGAGAAGGAGCGGAAGCCCGUGGAGGCGCUGACGGACGAGGACCGCUUCAUGAUGCACUUCAGCAAGAUCGAGCGGCUCAUGCAGAAGAUGACCAUCAUGGCCUUCAUAGGCAACUUCUGCGAGAGCGUUCAGAUGCUGACACCGCAACUUCAUGCGAUCAUCGCAGCAUCUGUGUCAAUAAAAUCCUCACAGAAACUCAAGAAAAUUCUAGAGAUUAUCUUGGCUCUCGGAAACUACAUGAACAGCAGUAAAAGGGGAGCGGUAUACGGUUUUAAACUACAAAGUUUAGAUUUGCUACUAGACACCAAGUCGACAGACCGGAAAAUGACACUGCUGCACUACAUAGCCAACGUGGUGAAGGAGAAAUACCAGCAGGUCAAUCUGUUCUACAACGAAGUGCAUUACGUGGAGAAGGCCGCAGCAGUGUCGUUAGAGAACGUUCUGCUGGAUGUGAAAGAGCUCCAGCGGGGAAUGGACCUGACCAAGAGAGAGUACAGCAUGCACGGUCACAACACCAUGCUCAAAGACUUCAUCACACACAACGAGGGCAAGCUGAAAAAGCUGCAGGACGACGCCAAGAUCGCACAGGACGCCUUCGACGAGGCGGUCAAAUUCUUCGGCGAGAAUUCCAAAACGACGCCCCCGUCUGUGUUCUUCCCGGUGUUUGUGCGCUUCGUCAAGGCCUACAGGCAAGCGGAGGAGGACAACGAGCAGAAGAAGAGAGCGGAGCAGAUGAUGAUGGAGAAACGUCUGGAACAGGAGGCCAUGAUGGACCAGGAGGACAAGAAGUCUCCGUCCCAUAAGAACACCCGGGGCAGGAGUCAGCAGCAGGAGGUGAUAGCUGAGCUGAGGAAGAAGCAGGUGAAGGAUACGGGCAGCCGCCACGUCUACGAGGGAAAGGACGGAGCCAUCGAGGACAUCAUCACCGUGCUGAAGACAGUGCCCUUUACCGCCCGCACAGCCAAACGGGGCUCUCGGUUCUUCUGCGAGCCGGUUCACAAUGAGGAGAGCCAUUACUAAAGCUUAGAACUCUCUCUCUCUGAAAGAUCUUCGCAAUCAGCCUUACAGGCGAGCCGACGCGGUGAGGAGGAGCGUCAGGAGACGUUUUGACGACCAGAACCUGCGGCCGGUCAACAACUCUGAAGUCGUAAUUUGACGAGGGAGAAGUGCAUGUGUUAGGGGCGGAGGGGGAGUGAUGUGGAAAGUGUAGCAGUCUCUCACUCUUAAGGACUGAAGGAGAGAUGAUGGGUCUGACAGGUCAGUUAUAGGGAACCUUAGACAAGCCAAGUGCCUAAAACUUACUUGUGUUCAGUUGUUGUUUUGCCUCCUGUUUGUCUCUUGUGAUUUUUAUUUUUUUAUUACUUCAAGCAAUAGAACUUGAUCUGGCUUUAAUUGUAUUUUCCUUUGUAAAACUGGACACAGAAGUCUGUAGCAGGGAUUCCUGAAAGAAGUGUAGAAUGUAACGGGUCACAGUUCCCUUAGGUGUCGAACGGUAUUCCGCCACAGGGGAUGAAUAUGGUAUUUCAUAGCUAGUAUCUUACUACAUUCCUGGUGCUACUGCCAUCACUCUUAGAAAUUACACAAUGUGCCCGAGUGGCACUUUAAAGAACGCAUUAGCUUUUCCAUUGUUACUAAAGGGCUAAUGUACUUUUUAAAGGGGACAUACACUAUAUAUACAAAAGUAUGUGGAUUCGUCUGUUUCAGCCACACCAGUUACUGACAGGUAUAUAAAAUCAAGCACACCGCCAUGCAAUCUCCAUAGACAAACAUUGGCAGUGGAAUGGCCUUACUGUAGAGCUCAUUGACCUAACGUGGCACUGUCAUAGGAUGCCCCCUUUCCAUUGAGUCAGUUCAUCAAAUGUAUGCCCUGGUCGACUGUAGGUGCUGUUACUGUUAAUUGGAAACAUCUCGGAGCAACAACAGCUUAGCCGCGAAGUGGUAGACCACGCAAGCUUGAAGAACGGAACUGCCGAGUCCUGAAGGCAAGUUAAAUGAAAAUUGUCUGUCCUCAGUUGCAACACUCACUAGAGUCCCAAACUGCCUCUGGAAGCAACGUCAGCACAAUAACUUUGUCGAGAGCUUCAUGAAAUGGGUUUCCAUGGCCGAGCAGCUGCACACAAC
Molecule: messenger RNA, 4702 nt
Organism: Oncorhynchus gorbuscha (pink salmon)
Lineage: Eukaryota; Metazoa; Chordata; Actinopteri; Salmoniformes; Salmonidae
Product: formin-like protein 2
Exons: 27
Coding region: 464-3601 (1045 amino acids)
Biological process (GO): regulation of cell shape; cortical actin cytoskeleton organization; cell migration
Cellular component (GO): cytosol
Molecular function (GO): actin filament binding; small GTPase binding
Source: RefSeq, a predicted model, not a curated record